This is a messenger RNA of Columba livia (rock pigeon), 2780 nucleotides long. RefSeq lists its product as uncharacterized. Bases 1173 to 2543 code for a protein of 456 amino acids. The transcript has 12 exons. Gene Ontology annotation, biological process: activation of protein kinase B activity. Gene Ontology annotation, cellular component: plasma membrane; Golgi apparatus. The record is from RefSeq and is a predicted model, not a curated record. Lineage: Eukaryota; Metazoa; Chordata; Aves; Columbiformes; Columbidae.
UCCACACCUGCUUUGGGCAACCUGGUCCAGGCUCUGGCACCUCAAAGGAAAGAAGCUGCUCCUCAUAUUCAGAUGGAACCUCCUGUGCCUGGCGAUGACAUCCAGAACGAGCUGUUCCGUCACCUUUCCAGGGUUGGAGGCACCUCUCCUGUUCUCCAAGACACUUAAAAGAUGACGGAGAGCGGCUCUGCAAUGACGCCUGCCAACUCUUGGCGCUCCUCGGUGCAUCCCAUGGAUUUGUGGAUGUGUAAGUGAUCUCCAACCUGCUCUUCCUCAACCAAGGGCAAGUCUUCCUUUUGACCAACUGUCUCUAGGGUCUGGGAUUACAUAAACACCCAUUUUCCACCUGAGUUUUGACAGGAGCUCCUUACUCAUCUCCUUUACUUGAUUUCUUCCUCCUGGGGAUGUGUCUUGAGCUUGGAGGAGAUGAUGUUGGAAUAUUACCCAGCUCUCUUGGACCCCCCUACCAAUUUUCAAAACCAAAACCAUUUGGCCAGUUCGAGUCACCACUUCAUUACACGGCCUGUUAGAAACAGGGGGAGAUCAGUAUCAUGCGUCAAGUUAAGAGGUAAAGUUUAGCAAUAUGAUUACAUAAUAUUUUCGGUGUUUUCUAACAGGACUUCAGUUGAUGUAAUUUUAUGCUCCGUGUUCUCCAACCACCGACUUAGCAAAUCUAUCGCAUCAAAAAGGGUCUGAAGUCUUUUUGCGUUGUUCCCCUUUCCCAUCCUAGUAAAGCCGGGCUCUUUGGGGAGACAAGGCCUGGUUUAGAGCUGUCCUGGCUGGGAGAGAAACAGAACAGUUCUCACUAUCAUUGGGAAGUCCUAAUCUCCUGUUUUCCUUUGUUCUUGGCUUUAGAGCAUGUAAAAACCUUCAGUGGGCCUAAAUAAGUGGAAAAGUAAUAGAUUUAAAUGUUUUUUUCAGCAUAAUUGAAUAGAAUUAGCUUGUGAAAGCCGCCAAUAAGCACCAGAACUUGCAUAGGAGGGAGAGCAGUGCGAUUUACCCCGUUUAGCAAUGGCGAAUCGAGAGACCAAGGGAAAAGCUGAAAUCUUUUCCGAGGGCACUUCCUGAAUUACGAUGUAUAUAUAUAUCAGGAAAACGGAGCGGGGGGAAGUGGAGGCUUUGAAGCAAGAGUUCUCGUGAGUCUGGUGAAGAUCCUACCUGUGCUUGACUAAAUGGAUAACCAGGCAUUUGAAAUGCAUGGAGAGAACCUGCGAAGCGCUUCCCAUGGAAAACAGUGGCCACAGAAAGAGGAAAGAAAGGGCGGCUGGUCCCUAAUGAAAGUCUUUCUGGUUUGCCUGUUGGCCUGUGUGAUCACCACGGCGAUUGGGGUGCUGAUCCUGUCCUUGGUUUAUGUGAAUAACCCUCCUUUUGUGAGAGACACCGAUGGUGGAGACAAGGGAGCAUCUUCCUCGAACCCAGAGGAGAAAAGCGUGGAUGUCAAAUUCCAGUUCCUGAAUCACCUGGGGAAAUCAAAGGUAUAUACCUACCCGGGUGGUGAAAUUCAGUGGGCAAGAUUCAGGAAUGACGUAAAUGAAUAUCUAAGUGAUGAAGAAAUGGCAUUUGGCAAAAGCAUCAAUAACCAUCGCUCCAAAAUGACUUUUGGAACCUUACGGAUCAAGAGCAAAGGGCUUCGGGCUCCCCACUGGCAUUUUAAUGCCAACGAGCACGGCUAUCUGCUGCAGGGCACCGCCUGGGUGGGAGUGAUCGGCCCAGACGACAGCGUGGUCACCACGUACAACGUCACGGCCGGCCAGGUCAUUUUCUUCCCCAGAAACACCGUGCACUGGAUCAAGAACGUCGGGCCGGACGAGUGCUUGUUCUUGCUGUUUUUCACAACGCACGAAGAACUUCAGACCUUAGAUGUAGACGACGCCUUUUUCUCCACCCCAGAGGAUAUCGCAGCUCGAGCACUUCAGCCACAAGGUGGAGUCAACUUCAUCAGAACCUUCAAGAAACAAGCAGAAGAUCAAGCGGUUAACCUCCCAUCAAACUUAAACGAGCUGGUACAAAAUGCCACCUACGUGCAGUCCCCAGACAAGCUUGUGUGGCAAUACUUCUACGAUCUCAAAGGGUCAGCAGAAUAUCCCUUCCCAGGAGGAAUCUUCCAGUGGGCUCGUUACCGCAUCAACGGCACCGGACUUAACGAAACGGAAAGAAUCUUCAGCGAGUCGCUGAACAAGCACGAAAACACCCUGACGUUGGCAACUCUGCGCAUCUUCAGCAACGGGCUGGGGCAGCCGCAUUUCCACUUCAACGCUAACGAGAUGGGUUAUGUCAUUAGCGGCUGCGCGCAGGUCGGAGUUAUUCUCUCCGGAGUCACCGCCAGCUUCAACAUCGGCAUCGGAGACGUCAUAUUUUUCCCUGUCGGAACCCAACAUUACAUCAAGAGCGUGUGCGAUGAGGAUUUAUUAUUGAUUUUAGCCUACAGCACGGGAAACCAGCUGGAAACCCUUCGCAUGAAGGACUAUUUCCGCAGAACCGCAGAUCACAUCCUUGCUCAGCUGUUUUUCAAGCAACAGGCCGAGUUUAAGAAUUUCCCCUAAAACUGAAGCUCACGACCUCUCUUACAACCAAACAGCUCCAGGAACGUUUAUGUGAUCACCGUAUUUCUAAUAGUACUUUUUGGUACUUUACUCGCUAUUUAUCUGGAGAUGUUCAGGAGAAAUAAUUAGCAACCCCCAAUUCUAAAAAGCUAUUUUGUCUUUUGUAUUUUUACAGUGUUUUAUUUAUAGCGCUACGUAAUUUGAUUGUAUAUUAAAGUAAUUUCUCCAGUUCACUGG